This is a messenger RNA of Micromonas pusilla CCMP1545, 1770 nucleotides long. RefSeq lists its product as uncharacterized. NCBI's taxonomy places the organism in Eukaryota, Viridiplantae, Chlorophyta, Mamiellophyceae, Mamiellales, Mamiellaceae. The coding region runs from base 88 to 1770 and encodes 560 amino acids. The record is from RefSeq and is a predicted model, not a curated record. The transcript has a single exon.
UCAGCGCCGCGCCUCGAGAAGCCGCCGCGACGCGACGCCGGCCGCGAUGGGCGAAUAAUCGAACGAGCGCGAGAGAGCCGGACGUAGAUGUCCUCCGCGAUGCUCGCGCCGGCGGCGUUCGCGCCGGCGCGCGCGAUGAUGUCGCGCGGGCGAAGCGAGCGGCGGCGACGGGCUGUCGUCGUCGCGUCCGAUGAUGGCACCACGACCGGCGACGCGUCACGAAAGCGAAACGACGACCGCGCGUCCUCGUCCGCGUCCGCGUCGACGUCCGCGCCGCCGUCGCUGCCCGCGUUCCUCUCCGCGCUCGGGCUGAUGCGUCGGGCUGUCCUCGCGGGCGGUUCCGCGCGCGCUGCCCUGGACGCGGUCACCGGGAACGCCCCCGGCGUCGCCGCGAAGGGCACCAUCGUCAACGUCCUCGAAGACAUCACCGGGAAGAGCGUCUCCGUCGGGACGCUGAGACUGUACCCCGACGGCGUCGUCUUGCGCGGCCUCAAGAUAGGCGACGACGUCCGCGUCGCGAAGCUCGUCGUCCGCGCGCGCGCGGAGCCCCUUCUGAAGGUUGUCCGCGAGUGGAACGGGAAGGAUGGUGAAAACGGCGGCGGCGGCGGCGGCGCGGACGGUCGCGCGACGCCAACGACGCGCCUCGGACGGACGCCGAAACCGAAACCGAAACCGAAACCGCCGCUUCUCAUCGACUCCAUCCGCAUCAAAGGCUUACGAAGCGACAACACGACGUGGAGAGGCGUUCGAACCGCGUUCGACCUCUUCGCGCACGCGCCCGGCGCGGUGCUCAUCUCGAAACUCAUCCUCUACGACGCGCGCGCGGACAUCACGCCGCACGCGUCCUACGAAGGCCAGCUCGCGCCCCCUCGCGCGCGCGCGCUGCGUCUCGCGACGCUCGAGAUGCGCGACGUGGACAGCCGCGUGCCCGCGGCGAAGCUCGCGGGGAGCGUCGCGCGCAUCGUGGAGAUGGGAGAGGGCGGAGGACGCGUCACCCGGGGGAGCGGCACGGUGAUAUCCCCGCGUCGUCCGCCGCCGCCGCCCCGCGCCCCGCCCUCCAUCUCCACUCGCGCGCCCUCCCCGCGCCGCCGCCCCGCGGCGAACCGCGACCCGUUCGAGGCGAUCCGCGCGGUCGCGCCGCCGUCGCUGAUGCGCGUCGUCGACGAGGCGAUAACCCCCGAGGCGCUCGCCGUCGUCAACGCGUCGCAGGCGGCGUUUGAAUCCCUCGCGCCGCUCGUCGCCGCCGACGCGGCCGCCGCGGCGGCUCGAGCGGUCGAGAUCGCGCGCGGCGCGAGCACCGGCGAGAUGGCGUUGGACGCGGGCGUCGUCGCCGCGCUCCUCGCCGCGGGGCUGCCGCGGCGGUUCCUCGCGGACGGCGGCGCGCUCCUCGUGAAGCUCAUCGAGAGCGGCGUCGCCGUCGUUCUUCUCGAGCGCGCGGACGUGCUUCGGGUGCUCGUGGAGCGGCGGCUGUUAGAGCGGCUGCUCGACCUCGACCUCAUGGACGCGCUGUUGGACCGCCCGGAGCUGACGAAGGCGAUGUUUCGGUCGGGGGUGGUGAAGGGGGUGCUGAGCAACGGGGUGUUGGAGGCGCUGUUGAAGACGCGGAGCACGGAGAUCGCGACCAAGGUGUUACGCGGGGAGAUGCUCGAGGUGCUCAUGGACACCGGGUUGCUGCCGGAGAUGAUGACGUUUCGGGGGGGGGUGGACCGACCGGACUGGACGCCGCCGACGGGGAGCGUGGACUGGGAGGCGUCGAUCGACUGGCAGUAG